AUGAUAAAAGGGACUGGUCAAUCCGAUCAAUUGGAUUCUGACAUUGAAAGUCGUCUCAGAGUGAAUCGUGAAAAACAAAGAGUUAUAAACACAAAAUAUCAUGAUUCCAAUCAACAAAUGGCUAGAAAAGAUAUUGAGCAGCUAGAACGCUUGGUUACUGAGGAAAACUUUCCCACGACACGACCAGGGCGGCCUCCGAUUUUACGGGUCGCGUGA
Racocetra fulgida is the source of this 216-nucleotide messenger RNA. NCBI's taxonomy places the organism in Eukaryota, Fungi, Glomeromycota, Glomeromycetes, Diversisporales, Gigasporaceae. The record is from the annotation of a GenBank genome assembly.